Molecule: messenger RNA, 1017 nt
Organism: Aspergillus wentii DTO 134E9
Lineage: Eukaryota; Fungi; Ascomycota; Eurotiomycetes; Eurotiales; Aspergillaceae
Exons: 2
Coding region: 1-1017 (338 amino acids)
Source: RefSeq, a predicted model, not a curated record
AUGUCUGACGACGAAUAUUACGACGAAUAUGACGAGGAUAUCUUCUGGAUUGAGGAGCCUGAACCGGAUAUUGCUGACGACCUAGCUGCAACUGCAAACUACGACGCGAUCUUCUUUGGCGACCCUUCUCUUGAGGUGGAAGAUUACUACAGUGACUGGGACGACCUAUCCGACGAUUACUACGAUGACGAUCCGACUGCCGUGCGGCGACAACGAGUUAUGGAUCGACAAGCGAAGAAAAAGCAGAGCAAUGGCGAAUAUCAGAAAUCCAACGGAGAGAGCACGAAGGAAUUAUCAUCUUUGAAACCGAAUGCAGCAUUCUUUCAGAGCGUGAUAUGGAAAAAUCCAGAGCAUGAUGAUAGAGCUAUCAAGCUCCACGAACCAGGCGAUGGAGAAAAAGUGGCAUUAUUAAAGAAUUGGCGAGAGGUAUUCAGAUCCUCUCACCCCGCCAUCGGCCGAUCACGAAUGCGGAAGGAGAGAGUGUUGGGGUUCCUUAACUCCGAUGCCAGCACUACUCCUUUAAAUACCAUUGAUAGUAUCAUGGAAGAUGAAAACAGAGAAGUCAGUGCCGACCUAACGUCAGGCCUAUCUUCACUUGAAACCCUUCGCGAAUCCGAUGUUGACUCUGGCAAUAUGUCGAAUACGACUCCCGGGAAGUCAGUGUCUCCACCCUCCAUGCGUAUCGACAGGGAUCUUGCAGCCAAUACGAAAACGGCCAAUGAUGGACACUCGAUUGAAGACUCAGGACCCGCAACCCGAAGUUCUCGUUCCUCAGCGUCCAACGGUACCAAUCUCAAUAAAUUGCCCAAGACAAGCGCGCCCUCUCCAGCGAAGAGCAGAAAACGCAAGGCCUCUGAUUCCUUCGAUGAGGAGGCCAGUGAGAAUAAAAACACUAUGGAAGAUGUCGAGAAACCCAGAUCCAAGAGAAUUGCAUCAAAGAAAGUCGGCCAGGAAACCAACUCGACAUCGACAUCGUCAGCUCCCGUGCGAAGAUCGACGAGGCAAGGCAAGAAAUAA